AUGAACAAACUAAGUGAGCUUUUAAUUGAUUCGGAGGAGAAAUAACCAAACUUCAUUACGCAAUACUGCAAGCCUCUGAGAAUUCUUGGGAAAGGGGCGUUUUCUACAGUGGUGGAGAUACAGAAUUUGAUGACAAAUAAGAAGGGAGCACUAAAGAUAAUAGAGAAAUCGCAUUUCAAUGUUUUGUCAAUUGGAAAUGUUAAAGAAGGAGGUUCAGUUGUUAAAUCAAUUGAAUCAUUAGAAUAUUUGUAAGAGUUACGUUUGUAUGAUUGCUUUGGUGUUAUUGUAGAGUAAAGAAACCAAAAGUAAAUUAUAUAUAAUGAUGGAUCUCAUCACAGGAGUUACAUUGGAAAUAAUUUUAAUAGAACAAACUAGAAGAUUAGAUAGUACACAACAUUGUGA
Paramecium tetraurelia is the source of this 402-nucleotide messenger RNA. RefSeq lists its product as uncharacterized. The record is from RefSeq and is a predicted model, not a curated record. The transcript has a single exon. NCBI's taxonomy places the organism in Eukaryota, Ciliophora, Oligohymenophorea, Peniculida, Parameciidae.